Molecule: messenger RNA, 1280 nt
Organism: Magnolia sinica
Lineage: Eukaryota; Viridiplantae; Streptophyta; Magnoliopsida; Magnoliales; Magnoliaceae
Product: histone acetyltransferase MCC1
Exons: 6
Coding region: 314-1078 (254 amino acids)
Biological process (GO): N-terminal peptidyl-methionine acetylation
Cellular component (GO): Golgi membrane
Molecular function (GO): histone acetyltransferase activity; protein-N-terminal amino-acid acetyltransferase activity
Source: RefSeq, a predicted model, not a curated record
UUUUCGCCUGUCACGGAAGGGGAGAGUGAAGCAGCGGUCGCCUCCAUAGCGAAAGAACACGCGUGUAUACAUCUCAAGAUCUCUUCCUCAAGAAGAAGAAACCUUGGCAUCUGAUCCUUCCUUCUACCAUUAGCGAUCUAUCAAAUCAAACCAUGAAAAACAGGGGAUUAUUUAAGAAUAGAAGUGCUACAGUAUAUUCUGUAGACAACUGCAUGACCGUUGUCACGGAAGUGGCAUAGAUGGAAAUAAAAGUCGUCGUGCAUGUUCUCCAAAUACAUCAAACUUUUGUUGGGGAUUAGUAGCAGAAUUUUCCAUGGUAGACUCAACGGCUGCACGUUGUCCAAAUAUUGUUUAUAGGCCUAUACGGCCAUCUGAUCUUGAAGUUCUCGAGCAGAUGCACAUUGCUUUGUUUCCUAUCAGGUACGAGUCCGAAUUCUUCCGUAAUGUGGUCAAUGGCCAUGACAUUGUCUCUUGGGCUGCUGUUGACAGCAGCAGGCCAGACAGUCAAUGUGAUGAACUUAUCGGAUUUGUCACUGCACGCAUCAUUGCAGCAAAAGAAAGCGAGAUUGGGGAUAUGCUGGGAUAUGAUUCUUCAAGGACUGAUCAAACACUUGUUUAUGUUCUGACACUUGGUGUUGUAGAAGCUUACAGAAAUCUUGGAAUAGCCAGUUCUCUUAUUCGGGAGGUAAUCAAAUAUGCUGCCAGCAUGCCUGUUUGCAGAGCGGUUUACUUGCAUGUCAUUUCUUAUAAUGAUCCCGCUAUUCAUUUCUAUAAGAAGAUGCAAUUCAAGUGUUUAAGAAGAUUAUCAAAUUUUUAUUACAUCAAGGGCCGACAUUAUGAUUCAUUCUUGUUUGUGUACUAUGUAAAUGGCGGUCGAUCUACUUGCUCUCCGCUGGAUCUCAUGGCAGCACUGGCGACAUAUGUCAGGAGCCUAUUUUCAUCUCUGGCUGCAAAGCUGUGGAAGAAGGAAGAGAAAAACGCAGCAAGAUGGUCCAAAUGCAAAGAAACCAGUUCUCUCUUAAUUACCCAGAACAAGCGGAUCCACACUGCUGAGAAUGCUGCAUGCCAAUGCGUUUAAGUGCUAAUUCCUCUGUGGCUCUGCUAUAUUCCAGCAGGAACUCUCAGAGGGAUUUGUCACAGCCCUUCUACUCUCAUUCUGGCUUUCAUUGUUGUAGAUUUUGCAUAACACAUGUAAAUUAAUUUAAAAUGUGGUUCCUUUCUGUUGUAUUAUCUUCAGAUCUUUAAAAGGCAUGCCCUUGCCUAUAUAAUUUAUUUUAUGA